AUGACUCACAGAAUUCGACCUAAAUUAUGGUAAAUUUUACAGUUUUGAAGUUAUCAAUUGAUAUUGUUUUAGUGUUAGUAACAAUUUUUAAAAAAUGUUGCAUAUGAUAUUGUAAACGUAGGUAAUGUAGCCAAUUUUUGCAUUUUUAAACUUUUUAAUAAAAAAAGUAAUACUAUUUCUAAAAUAGUUUUUACAGGCUAUUUAGUAUCCUAGCAGUAUCAAUAGUCCUAUUUUUCUCAUUUGAUGGCCACAAUAUUGUUAAAGAUGGCGUCACAACUCUUAUCAAUGUUAGAAGUGAUGUUUAUGUUGUAUUAUCAGCUGAUAUGAACUAUCAUUACAUGGUAGCCUUACCUUUUGUAGUACAAUAUUGGUACAACAACAACGUUAGUGCCAUUGUCAUGUUAUGUGGUACAGAACUAGAGUUUAAGAAUGACAAGGCUGGCAGAGAAGUUGUUAGAGAGUUGGAACGACUUAGUGUGAGUUGGCUUAGGAUUUUUGCUAUGACAAUGCUGUUAGCUAUAAAAGGUAUGAUGUUUUAUGAUUUACUAGAGAUAUUUAGUGUCGCUCUCAAGUUAGCUUUAAACUGCUUACAGGCCAACAUAAUCUACGUCAAGAACAACACAAUAAACUCAAAUAACUUUGCUCAAAACAUGAGAAAUUAUGCUGCAGCUACAGACUUUGUACAACAAAACCUGAGUAAUGAUACUAUACUGAUCACAUCUGAUGUCGACUUCUACCCAUUUCAUUUUGAGUUACAUAUACCAAACUUGGACAAAGGUAAAGAAGUCAACUUCUACGAUAGUAAUUGUUGUGUAAAUCAAAAAUGGAAGAACAUUUCGUAUCACCAGUACAUUAUGAUUACUAUAGCUAUGACUGUGCGGAUGUGGAAGGAAGUCAUGGGUAAGUGUAUUUGGAAAUUGUUGUUUACUGAUUCUAUAAUCUGAUGACAGUCUGGUAAUUCCUAGAUCCCAAAAUUUAAAUUUUAAAAGUUUUUUUAGAAACUUGAAUUGUUUUUUGAAAAAAAAUGUUUCAGACAUAUCACCAUUAGACAUAGCGACUACCCAAUAUAUCGAAGAUAAAACCAACGCCACCUUUGACUACGAGCUGUCAAAACACCUCAACAACAAACUCUGGAUAUGGUUCUUAGAUCAACGUUUGUUUGGUCUCAACUUCUACAAAACUCUAAAGAAACGACCAGAAUUAAAGAAACUUGUCAACGAAGUUAAAAGAGGACAAAGGUUGGAUAGAAAUGGCUGGGAGAAGAUACCACCAAAGAAGCUGGAGACUGUAGACUUCAGUAAAUAUGGAGAUGCUCACACAUCUCCGGCUAUCUACACUGACAAAUGGUGGAAGUUGAAUCUGCCGUUUUAUAGGAGGAUAUUUCCUAGUGAUCAACUAGAAGUGCUAAGUGAAUAUAGGAAUAGAACAGUUCAAUAUAUUGAUAAAAAAGCUGCCGGUAGAAGACAUUAUCAUCCAUAAUAUAAAAAUUGAGAGUUGUGGCAUAACAAUUAAUGUUUUUUGAUAAGUUUAUUAUAAUAUAGGAACAAUAAACAUAGGUUAACUUAUAAAAUUUUAUUUUUGAUGUAUAAUAUUAAAAUAAAACGCUUUUAGGCAUCUCUAGAUUGAUAUAUGUAAAAAUUAUAUGUACUUUGUCGCCCUAGAUACAGAAUUUAAAAAUAAAAGAAAAUGGUAAAUAGUCAAUUUGACACUUGUAGAUAACUAAAAAAUUAAAGAUCAAAGUAUAUAUUUAAAAACGUUCACAACACUAUAUAUAAUUUUAAAACUGUUUAAAAGCUAGCGUUUAUUUUAUAAUAGAAGUUUGUUUGUAUAUAUUAUAUUUAUAUAUUCAUAAACUAAACUUUUCCAAAAGUUUUUAUUUGUAUUACGUUAUAUGUUAACACAAUCUAUAUGUGUUAUAUUAUAUGUCAUACACACCUAGCAUUGUAAAACACCUUUGAAGUUUAGGUCUUUUUUUCUCGCUUUUUUGAAGACACACCCAAAUAAGAAAACAUAGUGAAACUCUGUUGGCAAACAAAAAAAUAUUCAGGGCUAUAGAAGUAAGUGAUAAGGGUACAUUUUGUAGUUUUAUAACAGCUUUUCAAAAUUAGUCAUUUCUACUUUAUCUAAAUAGCUAAACGUACAUUUCCGUAAACGUUGAUUUUUACUUUAUAUCUUGUGUAUAAUAUAUUUUUUCUAUUUAAAAUUUGAUUUUCUGUUAUUAUUUUUUAUGUAAAGUUAAAUUCUACAAAGGAUAGUAUUUUAUGGUUUUUAAUUCAAUUUGGUUCUUUUGCUACAUUACUUAAUAUUAUACUAUUAUAUUACAUACAAUAUCCGCCUAUUGUAACACCAGCUACUGCCUUUUCAUUUCAAUAUACCAUGGAAUACUAUAAAAAGCAUCAUAUUCGAAGGAUAUGGGUAUUUACCAUCUUUUUCAUAUCAAUAGUGACAUUCUUAUACAUAAGUGGCUUUAACAGUGUACAUACUAUUAAUAUUAAAGACAUUGGCAGUACUAAUAGUGUGUAUGUAGUUUUAUCUGGAAAUAUGAACUAUUACUAUCUGGUAGUACUUCCAUUUAUAGUACAAUAUUGGGCUAACAACAAAGUUAAUGCUAUUAUUCUGUUAUGUGGUACUAGGGAAGAGUAUGUUAAUGAUAAGGCUGCUUUUGAAAUUAUCAAGGAGCUACAGAAGUAUGAUGUAUGUUUUGGUUUUAUAAAAUUUAAUUUAUUUAGUUAAUUUAGGUAUAUUGGACUGCAAUAUCAUAAGCUAUACAAUCCCAUUACAAUGUAAUUUUAAUUUUGCAAAAAUAUUUUAGACUCACAUUGUGUAUGUACAAAACAAAAUUUUGAAUUCGAAUAACUUUGCUCAAACUCUACGAAACUUCGCCACAGCAACUGAUUUCGUACAGAACAACCUAUCAAAUGAUUCGAUACUAAUUACGUCGGAUGUUGACUUCUACCCUUUUCAUGUUCAAAAUCAUUUGCCUGAUCUUAGAAAAGGCAAGGAGAUACUCUUUCAUGAUUACAAUUGUUGUGGCAGUCAACAAUGGAAAGAUCUGGACUAUAGACAGUAUAUUAUGAUUACUAUUGCUAUGACUGUCAGGGUUUGGAAGGAAAUUAUGGGUAUGUUACUGCAUAACAUGUAAAGCUUUAAGUUAUUUAUAUUGUUAUUAAAUUUGAGAUUUGUUUUAGGACAUUAACUACUGUACUCUAAACUAGCAAGAUUUAAUUAAUUAUUUUUAGACAUACGAGUACAAGACACCUUAACAACCGAAUAUGUGGAAGAAAAAACAAAUGCCACAUUUGACUAUGAGCUCUCCAACUAUCUAAACGACACAUGGUGGAUAUGGUUUCUUGACCAACGCCUCUUCGGCCUUCGAUUCUAUAGAGAAUGUGAAAAGAAUAAGACACUCAAUGACCUCGUCUCUACAGUAACUAGAACAGAAAGACUUGACAAGUCGGUUUGGGACAAGUAUGACCCGAAAAUGCUAGAAAAUUUAAAUUUGAAUAAUUAUGACGCUGCUCACACAAACCCUGCCAUUCUUGAAGACAAGUGGUGGAGGUUGAAUCUACCAUUUUACAAAAGAAUGUAUCCACCAGAUCAGUUAGAGAGGUUGAUCGAAUACAGGAAUCGAACAGUUCAGCUAAUUGAUAUGGAUCGGGCUAAGAGACUUCAUUAUCAUCCAUAA
Messenger RNA from Bursaphelenchus okinawaensis, 3685 nucleotides. Lineage: Eukaryota; Metazoa; Nematoda; Chromadorea; Rhabditida; Aphelenchoididae. The record is from the annotation of a GenBank genome assembly.